GAGGACUGAGAGGCCGCCCGACGACGCGGAUGCGGAGCCUGCGCUCCCGAGAUCAAAGCCACCGGUGCUCUCUUUGUGUCCGCUCGGGAUUCGCCGCCCUCGGGCUGUCCAUGGAAACCUAAACUGCUGGAACCUGAAGCGCAGAACCCGUCUUUGGCUUCUUGCUUUUUUUUUGGAGGGGAGGGUGGCCACUCCGACCUGGAUUUACCGUUCUUGGCCACCCUCAGCCCCCCCGUGCGGGGGGCGGCUGUGAUCGCUCUGGCGGUUGGAGGUCGGGGAGCGGCCCGGGCUCUGGCCAUGUUCUCGGAUGAGGAUUCCUGGAUCGCCCUGUGAAGAGGUCUCCCCGAGAGGGCCCUGCCCAGUCGGAGAGAGGGAUGGAUAGCCAGAAGCCGCCUGGUGAGGAUAAAGAUUCAGAACCGGCAGCUGAUGGACAUGCAGCCUCUGAGGAGUCAGGUGCCACUGAGGCAGACCUUCCCAACCCACAUGUGGUGGAGGUAUCUGUGCCCACUUCUGGGGGUCUCAGGCCUCAGGAACCACCUCAGGACCGCAGUGGGGGUCCACUGCGGCGUUGUGCUCUCUGUAACUGCGGGGAGCCCAGUCUGCAUGGGCAGCGGGAGCUACGGCGCUUUGAGUUGCCAUUUGACUGGCCCCGGUGUCCAGUGGUGUCUCCUGGAGGGAACUCAGAGCACAGUGAGGCAGCACUGCCCAGUGAGGACCUAUCACAGAUUGGUUUCCCUGAGGGCCUGACACCUGCCCACCUAGGAGAGCCUGGAGGGUCCUGCUGGGCUCACCAUUGGUGUGCCGUGUGGUCGGCCGGUGUAUGGGGGAAGGGGGGCCCAGAGCUAUGUGGUGUGGACAAGGCCAUCUUCUCAGGGAUCUCACAGCGCUGCUCCCACUGCACCAGGCUCGGUGCCUCCAUCCCUUGUCGCUCACCUGGAUGCCCACGGCUUUACCACUUCCCCUGUGCCACUGCCAGCGGUUCCUUCUUAUCCAUGAAAACACUGCAGCUGCUAUGCCCGGAGCACAGUGAGGGUGCCGCACAUCUGGAGGAGGCUCGUUGUGCAGUAUGUGAGGGACCAGGGGAAUUGUGUGACCUGUUCUUCUGUACCAGUUGUGGGCAUCACUAUCAUGGGGCCUGCCUGGACACUGCUCUGACUGCCCGCAAGCGUGCUGGCUGGCAGUGCCCUGAAUGCAAAGUGUGCCAAGCCUGCAGGAAACCUGGGAAUGACUCUAAGAUGUUGGUCUGUGAGACGUGUGACAAAGGAUACCAUACCUUCUGCCUAAAACCACCUAUGGAAGAACUGCCUGCUCACUCUUGGAAGUGCAAGGCGUGCCGGGUAUGCCGGUCCUGUGGGGCAGGCUCAGCAGAGCUGAAUCCCAACUCUGAGUGGUUCGAGAACUACUCACUCUGUUAUCGCUGUCACAAAACCCAGGGAGGACAGCCUAUAAGUUCUGUUGCUGAGCAGCGUUCUGCUGUCUGUAGCAGAUUCUCACCCCCAGAGCCUGGCGAUACCCCCACUGAUGAGCCCGAUGCUCUGUACGUUGCAUGCCAAGGGCAGCCAAAGGGUGGGCACGUGACCUCUAUGCAACCCAAGGAACCGGGGCCCCUGCAAUGUGAAGCCAAACCACUAGGGAGAGCAGGGGCCCAACUUGAGCCACAGUUGGAGGCCCCCCUAAAUGAGGAGAUGCCACUGCUGCCCCCACCUGAGGAGUCGCCCUUGUCCCCACCACCUGAGGAAUCACCCACAUCCCCGCCGCCUGAGGCAUCUCGUCUAUCCCCACCGCCUGAGGAAUCACCCCUCUCUCCACCGCCUGAGGAGUCUCCUCUGUCUCCCCCACCUGAAUCAUCACCUUUUUCUCCACUGGAAGAGUCACCCUUUUCUCCACCAGAGGAGUCACCCCCAUCUCCUCCACUUGAGACACCCCUGUCCCCACCACCUGAAGCAUCACCCCUGAACCCACCAUUUGAGGAGUCUCCCCUGUCCCCACCACCCGAGGAAUUACCCACUUCCCCACCACCUGAAGCAUCUCGCCUGUCUCCACCACCUGAGGAGUCACCCAUGUCUCCUCCACCUGAAGAGUCACCCAUGUCUCCACCACCUGAGGCAUCGCGUAUGUUCCCACCAUUUGAAGAAUCUCCCCUGUCCCCCCCACCAGAGGAGUCUCCCCUCUCCCCACCACCCGAGGCUUCACGCCUUUCCCCACCACCUGAGGAUUCACCCAUGUCCCCACCACCUGAAGACUCACCUAUGUCCCCCCCACCUGAGGUAUCAUGCCUAUCCCUCCUGCCUGAGGUGUCACGCCUGUCCCCACCGCCUGAGGAAUCUCCCCUGUCCCCACCACCUGAGGAGUCUCCCACAUCCCCUCCACCUGAGGCUUCACGUGUAUCCCCACCACCUGAGGAUUCACCCACAUCCCCACCACCUGAAGACUCCCCUGCGUCCCCGCCACCAGAGGACUUGCUCGUGUCCCUACCACUGGAGGAGUCACCCCUGUCGCCAUUGCCUGAGGAGCUGCAAUUCUGCCCCCCACUUGAGGAAUCGCACCUAUCCCCCACAACUGAGGAGCUGCGUCUGUCCCCCAAGCCUGAGGAGCUGCGUCUGUCCCCCAAUCCUGAGGAGCCGCGCCUGUCCCCCAAGCCUGAGGAGCUGCGCCUGUCCCCCAAGCCUGAGGAGCUGCGCCUGUCCCCCAAGCCUGAGGAGCUGCGCCUGUCCCCCAAGCCUGAGGAGCUGCGCCUGUCCCCCAAGCCUGAGGAGCUGCGCCUGUCCCCCAAGCCUGAGGAGCUGCGCCUGUCCCCCAAGCCUGAGGAGCUGCGCCUGUCCCCCAAGCCUGAGGAGCUGCGCCUGUCCCCCAAGCCUGAGGAGCUGCGCCUGUCCCCCAAGCCUGAGGAGCUGCGCCUGUCCCCCAAGCCUGAGGAGCUGCGCCUGUCCCCACGCCUGUCCCCUCGGCCCGAGGAGCCAUGCCUGUCCGCUGCAGCCAAGGAACUGCUGCUGCCCCCCCAGCCUGAGGAGCUGUGCCUAUCCCUUGCACCUGAGGAGCUGCACCUGUCCCCCCAGCCAGAAGAACCACAUCUGUCUCCGCAGCCAGAGGAAGCACGCCUGUCCCCCCAGCCUGAGGAACCACACCUAUCCCCCAUGCCCGAGGAGCGACAGCCAUCUCCUGUGCCUGAGGAGCUGCGCCUGUCCCCCCGGCCUGAGGAGCCACACCUGUCUUCCCACCCUAAGGAACCAUGCCUGUCCCCUCGACCUGAAGAGCCCCUUGGGGAGCCAAGCCUAUGCUCUGCACCUGAGGAACUGCCCUUGUUCCUCCCACCUGGGGAGCCAACCUUAUCCCCCUUGCUUGGAGAGCCGGCUCUGUCUGAGCCUGGGGAACCACCUCUGUCCCCUCUGCCUGAGGAGCUACCGUUGUCCCCAACUAGGGAGCCAUCCUUGUCACCUCAGCUGAUGCCACCAGAUCCACUUCCUCCUCCGCUCUCACCCAUUAUCACAGCUGUAGCCCCACCAGCCCUCUCUCCUUUGGGGGAGUUAGAGUACCCCUUUGGUGCCAAAGGGGACAGUGACCCUGAGUCACCAUUGGCUGCCCCCAUCCUAGAGACACCCAUUAGCCCUCCACCGGAAGCUAACUGCACUGACCCCGAGCCUGUACCCCCUAUGAUCCUUCCCCCAUCUCCAGGCUCCCCAAUGGGACUGGCCUCUCCCAUCCUGAUGGAGCCCCUUCCCCCUCGGUGUUCUCCACUCCUCCAGCAUUCCCUACCUCCCCAGAACUCCCCUCCUUCACAGUGCUCUCCUCCUGCUCUGCCACUGUCCAUUCCCUCCCCACUGAGUCCCAUAGAGAAGGCAAUGGAGGUUUCACAUGAGGCCGAGCCGCCUGAGAUGGAGAUUGAGAAAGCCCCAGAACCCGAGUGCCCAGCCUUGGAGCCUAGCCCUACUAGUCCUCUCCCCUCCCCCAUGGGGAACCUUUCCUGCCCUGCACCCAGUCCUGCCCCAGCCCUGGAAGACUUCUCUGGCCUGGGGGAAGACACAGCCCCUCUGGAUGGGACUGACACUCCUGAUUCCCAGCCAGAGGCUGGACAGACCCCUGGCAGUUUGGCUAGUGAACUUAAGGGUUCCCCUGUGCUCCUGGACCCCGAGGAGCUGGCCCCUGUGACCCCUAUGGAGGUCUAUGGCCCAGAGUGCAAGCAGACAGGGCAGGGCUCACCCUGUGAAGAGCAAGAGGAGCCACGUGCACCAGUGGCCCCUACCCCACCUGUUCUCAUCAAAUCCGACAUCGUUAAUGAGAUCUCCAAUCUGAGCCAGGGCGAUGCCAGUGCCAGUUUUCCUGGCUCAGAGCCCCUGCUGGGCUCUCCUGACCCCGAGGGGGGCGGCUCCUUGUCUAUGGAGUUGGGGGUAUCUACAGAUGUUAGUCCAGCUCGAGAUGAAGGCUCCCUUCGGCUCUGUACUGACUCUCUGCCAGAGACUGAUGACUCACUGUUGUGUGAUACUGGGACAGCUGUCAGUGGAGGCAAAGCUGAAGGGGACAAGGGGAAGCGGCGCAGCUCCCCAGCUCGUUCCCGCAUCAAACAGGGUCGCAGCAGUAGUUUCCCAGGAAGACGCCGGCCACGUGGAGGAGCACAUGGAGGACGUGGGAGAGGACGGGCCCGGCUAAAAUCAACCACUUCUUCCAUUGAGACUCUGGUAGUUGCUGAUAUCGAUAGCUCUCCCAGCAAGGAGGAGGAAGAUGAUGAUGACGACACCAUGCAAAAUACUGUGGUUCUCUUCUCCAAUACAGACAAGUUUGUCCUAAUGCAGGACAUGUGUGUAGUAUGUGGCAGCUUUGGCCGGGGGGCAGAGGGCCACCUCCUUGCCUGUUCCCAGUGUUCGCAGUGCUAUCACCCAUACUGUGUCAACAGCAAGAUCACCAAGGUGAUGCUAUUAAAAGGCUGGCGUUGUGUGGAGUGCAUCGUGUGUGAGGUAUGCGGCCAGGCCUCAGACCCCUCACGCCUGCUGCUCUGUGAUGACUGUGACAUUAGCUACCACACCUACUGCCUGGACCCCCCACUGCUCACCGUGCCCAAGGGCGGCUGGAAGUGCAAGUGGUGUGUGUCUUGUAUGCAGUGUGGAGCCGCCUCCCCUGGCUUCCACUGUGAAUGGCAGAACAGUUACACACACUGCGGGCCCUGUGCCAGCCUGGUGACCUGCCCUAUCUGUCAUGCCCCAUACGUGGAAGAGGACCUUCUGAUCCAGUGCCGCCAUUGUGAACGGUGGAUGCAUGCCGGCUGCGAGAGCCUCUUCACAGAGGAUGAUGUGGAGCAGGCAGCCGAUGAGGGCUUUGACUGUGUCUCCUGCCAGCCUUAUGUAAUUAAGCCUGCUGCACCUGUUGCGCCUCCAGAGUUGGUGCCUAUGAAGGUGAAAGAGCCAGAGCCCCAGUACUUUCGCUUUGAGGGUGUGUGGCUGACAGAAACUGGCAUGGCUGUGCUGCGUAACCUUACCAUGUCACCCCUGCACAAGCGGCGCCAGCGGCGAGGACGGCUUGGCCUCCCAGGCGAGGCUGGGCUGGAAGGUUCUGAGCCCUCAGAUGCCCUUGGCCCUGAUGACAAGAAGGAUGGGGACCUAGACACUGAAGAGCUGCUCAAGGGUGAAGGUGGUGUGGAGCACAUGGAGUGUGAAAUUAAACUGGAGGGCCCCAUCAGCCCUGAUGUAGAACCUGGCAAGGAGGAGACUGAGGAGAGUAAAAAACGCAAACGCAAACCCUAUCGGCCUGGCAUUGGUGGUUUCAUGGUGCGACAGCGGAAAUCCCACACACGUGUGAAAAAGGGGCCUGCUGCACAGGCGGAGGUGUUGAGUGGGGAUGGGCAGCCCGACGAGGUGAUGCCUGCUGACCUGCCUGCAGAGGGCUCUGUGGAACAGAGCCCAGCAGAUGCAGAAGAGAAGAAGAAGCAGCAGCGGCGAGGGCGCAAGAAGAGCAAACUAGAGGACAUGUUUCCUGCUUACCUGCAGGAGGCCUUCUUUGGGAAGGAGCUGUUGGACCUGAGCCGGAAGGCCCUUUUUGCAGUUGGGGUGGGCCGGCCAAGCUUUGCACUAGGAACCCCAAAAGCCAAGGGGGAUGGAGGCUCAGAUAGGAAGGAGCUCCCCACCUUACAGAAAGGAGAUGAUGGUACAGAGGUUGCAGAUGAAGAAUCCCGUGGUGCUGAGGGCAAGGCUGAUACACCAGGACCUGAGGAUGGGGGUGUAAAGGCAUCCCCAGUGCCCAGUGACCCCGAGAAGCCAGGAACUCCGGGAGAAGGGAUGCUUAGCUCUGACUUAGACAGGAUUCCUACAGAAGAACUGCCCAAGAUAGAAUCCAAGGACCUGCAGCAGCUCUUCAAGGAUGUUCUGGGUUCUGAACGAGAGCAGCAUCUGGGUUGUGGAACCCCUGGCCUAGAUGGCAGCCGUACACCGCUGCAGAGGCCCUUUCUUCAAGGUGGACUCCCUUUGGGCAAUCUCCCGUCCAGCAGCCCAAUGGACUCCUAUCCAGGCCUCUGCCAGUCCCCAUUCUUGGAUUCUAGGGAGCGCGGGGGCUUCUUUAGCCCAGAACCAGGUGAACCAGACAGUCCCUGGACAGGCUCAGGAGGCACCACGCCCUCCACCCCCACCACCCCCACCACGGAGGGUGAGGGCGACGGGCUCUCCUAUAACCAGCGGAGUCUUCAGCGCUGGGAGAAGGAUGAGGAGUUGGGCCAACUCUCCACUAUCUCACCUGUGCUGUAUGCCAACAUUAACUUUCCCAAUCUCAAGCAAGAUUACCCAGACUGGUCUAGCCGUUGCAAACAAAUCAUGAAGCUCUGGAGAAAAGUUCCAGCUGCUGACAAAGCCCCCUAUCUGCAAAAGGCCAAAGAUAACCGGGCGGCUCACCGCAUCAACAAGGUGCAAAAGCAGGCUGAGAGCCAGAUCAACAAGCAGACCAAGGUGGGCGACAUGGCCCGUAAGACUGACCGACCGGCCCUACAUCUCCGCAUUCCCCCCCAGCCAGGGGCACUGGGCAGUCCGCCCCCUGCUGCGGCCCCCACCAUUUUCAUUGGCAGCCCCACUACCCCCGCCGGCUUGUCUACCUCUGCGGACGGGUUCCUGAAGCCGCCGGCGGGCACGGUGCCUGGCCCCGACUCGCCCGGUGAGCUCUUCCUCAAGCUCCCACCCCAGGUGCCCGCCCAAGUGCCUUCGCAGGACCCCUUUGGACUGGCCCCUGCUUACGCUCUGGAGCCCCGCUUCCCUACGGCACCAUCUACCUAUCCUCCCUAUCCUAGUCCGACUGGGGCUCCUGUGCAGCCCCCGACACUGGGCACCUCAUCUCGUCCUGGGACUGGCCAGCCAGGGGAAUUCCACACUACCCCACCUGGCACCCCCCGACACCAGCCCUCCACACCUGACCCCUUCCUCAAACCCCGCUGCCCCUCAUUGGACAACCUGGCUGUGCCUGAGAGCCCAGGAGUAGGGGGUGGCAAGGCUUCCGAGCCCCUGCUGUCACCCCCGCCUUUUGGGGAGUCUCGGAAAGCCCUGGAGGUGAAGAAGGAAGAGCUUGGGGCAUCCUCUCCUAGCUAUGGGCCUCCAAACCUGGGCUUUGUUGACUCACCCUCCUCAGGCCCCCACCUGGGCAGCCUGGAGUUAAAGGCACCUGAUGUCUUUAAAGCUCCCCUGACCCCUCGGGCAUCUCAGGUAGAGCCCCAGAGCCCGGGCUUGGGCCUAAGGCCCCAGGAGCCAUCCCCUGCCCAGGCUUUGGCCCCUUCACCCCCCAGCCACUCGGAUAUCUUUCGCCCUGGCCCCUACCCUGACCCUUAUGCUCAGCCCCCAUUGACCCCUCGGCCCCAGCCCCCAGCCCCUGAGAGCUGCUGUGCCCUACCCCCUCGAUCACUGCCCUCUGACCCUUUCUCCCGAGUGCCCGCUAGUCCCCAGUCCCAGUCCAGCUCCCAGUCCCCAUUGACACCCCGUCCUCUGUCUGCUGAGGCUUUCUGUCCAUCUCCUGUGACCCCUCGCUUUCAGUCUCCUGACCCUUAUUCCCGCCCACCCUCUCGCCCUCAGUCCCGUGACCCAUUUGCCCCAUUGCAUAAGCCACCCCGACCCCAGCCCCCUGAAGUUGCCUUUAAGUCUGGGCCUCUAGCUCACACUCCACUGGGGGCUGGGGGAUUCCCAGCAGCCCUGCCCUCAGGGCCAGCAGGUGAGCUCCAUGCCAAGGUCCCAAGUGGGCAGCCCCCAAAUUUCGCCCGAUCCCCUGGGACGGGUGCAUUUGUGGGCACGCCCUCUCCCAUGCGUUUCACUUUCCCUCAGGCAGUCGGGGAGCCCUCUUCCCUAAAGCCCCCUGUCCCUCAGCCUGGUCUCCCUCCACCCCACGGGAUCAACAGCCAUUUUGGGCCUGGCCCUACUUUGGGCAAGCCUCAAAGCACAAACUACUCAGUAGCCACAGGGAACUUCCACCCAUCGGGUAGCCCUCUGGGACCCAGCAGCGGGUCCACAGGAGAGGGCUAUGGGCUGUCCCCGCUACGCCCCCAGUCGGUCCUACCACCACCUGUACCCGAUGGAUCCCUCCCCUACCCACCCCAUGGAGCCUCACAGCGGGCUGGCAUCACCUCUCCAGUCGAUAAACGAGAAGACCCAGGAGCUGGAAUGGCCGGCUCUUUGGCAGCACCUGAACUUCCAGGUACCCAGGACCCAGGCAUCUCCAGCCUCAGCCAGACAGAGCUAGAGAAGCAACGGCAGCGCCAGCGACUGCGAGAGCUGCUGAUUCGGCAACAGAUCCAGCGCAAUACCCUGCGGCAGGAGAAGGAAACAGCUGCAGCAGCUGCAGGAGCAGUGGGGCCUCCAGGGAACUGGGGUACUGAGCCCAGCAACCCUGCCUUUGAGCAGCUGAGUCGAGGCCAGACCCCCUUUGCUGGGACCCAGGAUAAGAGUAGCCUUGGGCUGCCCUCAAACAAGCUGGGUGGCCCCAUCCUAGGGCCAGGGGCUUUCCCAAGUGAUGACCGACUCUCCCGGCCACCUCCACCAGCCACCCCUUCCUCUAUGGAUGUGAAUAGCCGGCAACUGGUGGGAGGCUCCCAAGCCUUCUAUCAGCGAGCACCCUAUCCUGGGUCCCUGCCCUUACAGCAGCAGCAGCAACACCUCUGGCAGCAGCAGCAGCAGCAGCAAGCAACAGCAGCAAACUCCAUGAGACUUGCCAUGUCUUCUCGCUUUUCAUCAACUCCUGGGCCUGAACUUGGCCGCCAAAACCUAGGUUCCCCCUUGGCAGGACUUCCUACUCGCCUGCCUGGCCCUGGCGAGCCAGUGCCUGGUCCAGCUGGCCCUGCCCAGUUCAUUGAGUUGCGGCACAAUGUACAAAAAGGACUAGGACCUGGGGGGCCUCCAUUUCCUGGUCAGGGUCCCCCUCAGAGACCCCGAUUUUACCCUGUAAGUGAGGACUCCCACCGAUUGGCUCCUGAAGGGCUUCGUGGUCUAACGGUAUCAGGCCUUCCCCCACAGAAACCCUCAGCCCCGCUGGCCCCUGAACUGAACAAUAGCCUCCAUCCAGCGCCCAACACCAAAGGUCCCACCCUGCCCCCUGGCUUGGAGCUGGUCAGCCGGCCCCCAUCGAGCACUGAGCUUGGCCGCCCCCCUCCUCUGGUCUUGGAAGCUGGGAAAUUACCCUGUGAGGACCCUGAGCUGGAUGAUGACUUUGAUGCCCACAAGGCCCUGGAGGAUGAUGAACUUGCUCACUUGGGCCUGGGUGUAGAUGUGGCCAAGGGAGAUGAUGAGCUGGGCACCCUGGAAAACCUGGAGACCAACGAUCCCCACCUGGAUGACCUGCUCAAUGGAGAUGAGUUUGAUCUAUUGGCCUAUACUGACCCUGAGUUGGACACUGGAGACAAGAAGGACAUCUUCAAUGAGCACCUGAGGCUGGUGGAAUCAGCCAAUGAAAAGGCUGAGCGGGAGGCCCUGUUGCGGGGGGUGGAGCCAGGACCCCUGGGCCCUGAGGAACGCCCUCCCCCCGCUGCUGAUGCUUCUGAGCCCCGUCUGGCACCAGUGCUCCCUGAGGUGAAGCCCAAGGUGGAGGAGGGUGGACGCCACCCUUCCCCUUGCCAGUUCACCAUUACCAACCCCAAGGUAGAGCCAGCACCUGCCACCACUUCCCUAGGCCUGGGACUGAAGCCAGGACAGAGUGUGAUGGGCAGCCGGGACACACGGAUGGGCACAGGACCCUUUUCUAGCAGUGGGCACACUGGAGCCACAGGAGGACCACCAGCUCACCUGCUGACCCCUAACCCACUGAGUGGCCCAGGAGGGUCCUCUCUGCUGGAGAAGUUUGAAUUAGAGAGCGGAGCCCUGACCUUGCCUGGUGGACAUGCAGCAUCUGGGGAUGAGUUGGACAAAAUGGAGAGCUCCCUGGUCGCUAGCGAGUUACCGCUGCUUAUUGAAGACCUGCUGGAGCAUGAGAAGAAGGAGCUGCAGAAGAAACAGCAGCUCUCAGCACAGCUACAGCCGGUCCAGCAGCAACAGCAGCAUUCUCUACUGUCCACACCAGGCCCUGCCCAGGCCAUGUCUUUGCCACAUGAGGGCUCUUCUUCCACUUUGGCUGGGCCCCAACAACAGCUUGCCCUGGGACUUGGAGGUUCCCGACAGCCAGGCUUGGCCCAACCAUUGAUGCCCACCCAGCCACCAGCUCAUGCCCUUCAGCAGCGCCUGGCCCCAUCCCUGGCCAUGGUGUCCAACCAAGGGCAUAUGAUAAGUGGGCAGCAUGGAGGGCAGGCAGGCUUGGUGUCCCAGCAGAGUCCACAACCAGUGCUGGCACAGAAGCCCAUGGGUACCAUGCCACCUUCCAUGUGCAUGAAACCCCAACAGCUGGCGAUGCAACAGCAGCUGGCGAACAGCUUCUUCCCAGAUACAGACCUGGACAAAUUUGCUGCAGAAGAUAUCAUUGAUCCCAUUGCAAAGGCCAAGAUGGUAGCUUUGAAAGGCAUCAAGAAGGUGAUGGCUCAGGGCAGCAUUGGAGUAGCGCCUGGUAUGAACAGGCAGCAAGUGUCCUUGCUAGCCCAGAGGCUCUCAGGGGGGACUGGCAGUGAUCUGCAGAACCACGUAGCAGCUGGGAGUGGCCAGGAGAGGAAUGCUGGUGACCCCUCCCAGGCUCGUCCCAAUCCACCCACUUUUGCCCAGGGAGUGAUCAAUGAGGCUGACCAGCGGCAGUAUGAAGAGUGGCUGUUCCAUACCCAACAGCUCCUACAGAUGCAGCUGAAGGUACUAGAGGAGCAGAUUGGUGUGCACCGCAAAUCCCGGAAGGCUCUGUGUGCCAAACAGCGUACUGCCAAAAAGGCUGGCCGGGAGUUCCCAGAGGCUGAUGCUGAGAAGCUCAAGUUGGUUACAGAGCAGCAGAGCAAGAUCCAGAAACAGCUGGAUCAGGUCCGGAAGCAACAGAAGGAGCACACAAAUCUCAUGGCAGAAUAUCGGAAUAAGCAGCAGCAGCAGCAGCAACAGCAGCAGCAACAGCAGCAGCAGCAGCAACAGCAGCAGCAACAACAACACUCAGCGGUGCUGGCCCUUAGCCCUUCCCAGAGUCCUCGGCUACUCACCAAGCUCCCUGGUCAGCUGCUCCCUGGCCAUGCGCUACAGCCACCACAGGGGCCCCCUGGUGGGCAAGCUGCCGGACUUCGUCUGCCCCCAGGGGGCAUGGCACUACCUGGACAGCCUGGUGGCCCCUUCCUCAACACAACCUUGGCCCAACAACAACAGCAGCAACAUUCUGGCGGGGCUGGAGCCCUAGCUGGCCCCUCAGGGGGCUUUUUUCCUGGCAAUCUUGCUCUUCGAGGCUUGGGACCUGAAUCGAGGCUUUUGCAGGAAAGGCAGCUACAGCUACAGCAGCAACGUAUGCAGCUUGCCCAGAAACUGCAACAGCAGCAGCAGCAGCACCUCCUAGGGCAGGUGGCAAUCCAGCAGCAACAGCAACAGGGACCUGGGAUACAGGCAAACCAGGCUCUGGGUCCCAAGCCCCAAGGGCUUCUGCCUUCCAGCAGCCAUCAGGGCCUUUUGGUCCAGCAGCUGUCCCCUCAACCACCCCAGGGGCCCCAGGGCAUGCUGGGCCCUGCCCAGGUGGCAGUGUUGCAGCAGCAGCAACCACACCCUGGAGCUUUGGGCCCUCAGGGUCCUCACAGACAGGUGCUUCUGACCCAGUCCCGGGUACCAAGUUCACCUCAGCUGGCACAGCAAAGUCAGGGCCUUAUGGGACACCGACUGGUCACAGCCCAGCAGCAGCAGCAGCAGCAGCAGCAGCAGCAGCACCAACAGCAGGGACCCAUGGCAGGGCUUUCUCAUCUUCAGCAGGGUCUCAUGCCACAUAGUGGGCAGCCCAAGCUUAGCACUCAGCCAAUGGCCUCCUUACAGCUACAGCAGCAGCAGCAACAGCAGCUACAACAGCAGCAGCAGCUACAACAGCAACAGCAGCUACAGCUACAACAGCAGCAGCAGCUUCAACAGCAACAACAGCUACAACAGCAGCAGCAGCAGCAGCAACUACAACAGCAGCAGCUACAACAGCAACAGCAGCUUCAACAGCAGCAACAGCAGCAGAUAGGCCUCUUAAACCAGAGUCGAACUUUACUGUCUCCUCAGCAACAGCAGCAGCAAGUGACUCUUGGUCCUGGAAUGCCAGCCAAGCCUCUGCAACACUUUUCUAGCCCCGGAGCCUUGGGCCCAACCCUCCUCCUAACGGGCAAGGAACAAAGCAUUGUAGAGACCACUCUUCCUCCAGAGGCCACUGAGGGGCCCUCCACACAUCAGGGAGGUGUAGCAAUAGGGACUGUACCUGAGGCAGUGCCCACUGAACCAGGGGAAGUAAAGCCCUCACUCUCUGGGGACUCACAACUCCUGCUUGUCCAACCCCAGGCCCAGCCUCAGCCCAACUCUGUGCCACUGCAGCCACCUCUGAGGCUCCAAGGACAGCAGCAGCAGCAGCAAGUUAACUUGCUCCACACAGCAGGUGUGGGCAGCCAUGGGCAAUCAAACAGUGGAUCAUCUUCAGAGGCCUCUUCCGUGCCACACCUGCUGACCCAAUCUUCUGUUUCCUUAGGGGAGCAGCCUGGGCCCAUAACUCAGAACCCUCUGGGCUCCCAACAGCACCAUGGACUAGAGCGGCCCUUGCAAAAUAAUGCAGGGCCACAGCCUGCCAAACCAGGAUCUGUCCCCCAGUCUGGGCAGGGCCUGCCCAGGGCUGGAGUCAUGCCUACGGUGGGUCAGUUUCGAGCACAGCUCCAAGGAGUUUUGGCCAAAAACCCACAGUUGCGGCACUUGAGCCCUCAGCAGCAGCAGCAGCUGCAGGCACUCCUCAUGCAGCGGCAGCUACAGCAGAGUCAGGCCAUACGCCAGGCCCCAUCCUAUCAGGAGCCUGGGACCCAGCCCUCUCCCCUCCAGGGCCUCCUAGGCCGCCAGCCUCAAGUUGGGGGCUUCCCUGGAUCCCAGACAGGGCCUCUCCAGGAGCUAGGGGCAGGGCUUCGACCUCAGGGCCCACCCCGGCUCCCUGCCCCACAAGGAGCCUUAUCAACUGGACCAGUCCCUGGUCCUGUUCAUCCCACACCUCCACCAUCUAGCCCACAAGAGCCAAAGAGACCUUCACAAUUACCGUCCCCUAGUUCCCAGCUCCCCUCUGAGGCCCAGCUCCCUCCCACACAGCCAGGGACCCCAAAACCCCAAGCGCUGCCCUUGGAGCUGCCUCCUGGGAAGAUCUCACCUGCUGCUGCCCAGCUUGCAGAUACCUUAUUUGGCAAAGGGUUGGGACCUUGGGAUCCUCCAGACAACCCAGCAGAAGCCCAGAAGCCGGAGCAGAGCAGCCUGGUACCUGGGCAUCCAGAGCAGGUGAAUGGGCAGGCGGUGCCCGAACCAUCCUAUCUCAGCAUCAAGCAGGAGCCUCGGGAAGAGCCAUGUGCCCUGGGAGCCCAGGUGGUGAAGAGGGAGGCCAAUGGGGAGCCAAUAGGGACACCAGGUACCAGCAACCACCUCCUGCUGGCAGGCCCCCGCUCAGAGGCCGGGCAUCUGCUCUUGCAGAAGCUUCUACGUGCAAAGAAUGUGCAACUCAGCACUGGGCGGGGGCCCGAGGGGCUGCGAACAGAGAUCAACGGGCACAUUGACAGCAAGUUGGCUGGGCUGGAGCAGAAACUACAGGGUACCCCCAGCAAUAAGGAGGAUACAGCAGCCAGGAAACCUUUGACACCGAAGCCCAAGAGGGUACAGAAGGCAAGCGACAGGUUGGUGAGCUCCCGAAAGAAGCUGCGGAAGGAGGACGGGGUCAGGGCCAGCGAGGCCUUGCUGAAACAGCUAAAACAGGAGCUGUCCCUGCUGCCCCUAACGGAGCCUACCAUCACCGCCAAUUUUAGCCUCUUUGCUCCCUUUGGCAGUAGCUGCCCAAUCAAUGGGCAGUGCCAGCUGAGGGGGACCUUUGGAAGUGGGGCACUACCCACUGGCCCUGACUACUAUUCCCAGCUGCUUACCAAGAAUAACCUGAGUAACCCGCCGACACCACCCUCGUCGCUGCCCCCCACCCCACCCCCAUCGGUGCAGCAGAAGAUGGUGAAUGGCGUCACUGCAUCUGAAGAGCUGGGGGAGCACCCCAAGGAUGCCGCCUCUGCCCGGGAUACUGAAGGAUCACUGAGGGAUGCUUCAGAGGUGAAGAGUCUAGACCUGCUGGCUGCCUUGCCUACACCCCCUCACAAUCAGACUGAGGAUGUCAGGAUGGAGAGUGAUGAGGACAGCGAUUCUCCUGACAGCAUUGUGCCGGCUUCAUCCCCCGAGAGCAUCCUGGGGGAGGAGGCACCUCGUUUCCCUCAGCUGGGCUCAGGGCAGUGGGAGCAGGAAGACCGGGCUCUCUCCCCUGUAAUCCCCAUCAUUCCUCGGGCCAGCAUUCCAGUCUUCCCAGAUACCAAACCUUAUGGGGCUCUAGACCUGGAGGCCCCUGGAAAGCUGCCUGCCACAACUUGGGAAAAGGGCAAAGGAAGUGAGGUGUCAGUCAUGCUAACGGUCUCUGCUGCUGCAGCCAAGAAUCUGAAUGGUGUGAUGGUGGCAGUGGCAGAGCUGCUAAGCAUGAAGAUCCCCAACUCCUAUGAGGUGCUGUUCCCAGAGAGCCCUGCCCGGGCAGGCAUUGAGCCUAAGAAGGGGGACGCUGAGGGCCCUGGUGGGAAAGAAAAGAGUCUGGGAGGCAAGAGCCCAGAAGCUGGCCCUGACUGGCUAAAGCAAUUUGAUGCCAUGUUGCCUGGCUAUACUCUCAAGAGCCAGCUAGACAUCUUGAGCCUCCUGAAACAGGAGAGCCCUAUCCCAGAGCCACCCACCCAACACAGCUACACCUACAAUGUCUCCAAUCUGGACGUUCGACAGCUCUCCGCCCCACCUCCUGAAGAACCCUCCCCACCCCCAUCCCCCCCCUUGGCAUCUCCUGCCAGCCCCCCUGCUGAACCGCUGGUCGAGCUCCCAGCUGAACCCUCAAUUGAGCCACCUGUCCCCUCGCCUCUGCCCCUGGCCCCCUCCCCUGAAUCCACCCGGCCCAAGCCCCGAGCCCGGCCCUCUGAAGAAGGUGAAGAUUGUCGGUCCCCUCGGCUCAAGAAGUGGAAAGGGGUGCGCUGGAAGCGUCUGCGGCUGCUCCUGACCAUCCAGAAGGGCAGUGGGCAGCAGGAGGAUGAGCGGGAAGUGGCAGAGUUUAUGGAACAACUUGGCACAGCCCUGCGACCUGACAAGGUGCCUCGAGACAUGCGGCGCUGCUGCUUCUGUCAUGAGGAGGGUGAUGGGGCCACUGAUGGGCCUGCCCGUUUGCUGAACCUGGACCUGGACCUGUGGGUGCACCUCAACUGUGCCCUGUGGUCCACGGAGGUCUAUGAGACCCAGGGUGGGGCACUGAUGAAUGUGGAAGUGGCCCUCCACCGAGGACUGCUAACCAAGUGCUCCUUGUGCCAGCGCACCGGUGCCACCAGCAGCUGCAAUCGCAUGCGUUGUCCCAACGUCUACCAUUUUGCCUGCGCCAUCCGCGCCAAGUGCAUGUUCUUUAAGGACAAGACCAUGCUGUGUCCAAUGCAUAAGAUCAAAGGGCCUUGUGAGCAAGAGCUGAGUUCUUUUGCUGUCUUCCGACGGGUCUACAUUGAGCGGGAUGAGGUGAAGCAAAUCGCUAGCAUCAUCCAGCGGGGAGAGCGGCUGCACAUGUUCCGGGUAGGGGGCCUUGUGUUCCAUGCCAUUGGACAGCUGCUCCCUCAUCAGAUGGCCGACUUCCACAGUGCCACUGCCCUUUAUCCCGUUGGCUACGAAGCCACACGCAUCUACUGGAGCCUUCGCACCAACAACCGCCGCUGCUGCUACCGCUGCUCUAUUGGUGAGAACAACGGUCGGCCGGAGUUCAUAAUCAAAGUCAUGGAGCAGGGCCUGGAGGACCUGGUCUUCACUGAUGCCUCUCCCCAGGCUGUGUGGAAUCGCAUCAUAGAGCCUGUGGCUGCCAUGAGAAAAGAGGCCGACAUGCUGAGGCUCUUCCCUGAGUACCUGAAAGGCGAGGAACUCUUUGGGCUGACGGUGCACGCUGUGCUGCGCAUAGCUGAAUCACUGCCUGGAGUGGAGAGCUGUCAAAACUAUUUAUUCCGCUAUGGACGCCACCCCCUAAUGGAGCUACCACUCAUGAUCAACCCCACUGGUUGUGCCCGAUCAGAGCCUAAAAUCCUCACACACUACAAACGGCCCCACACCCUGAACAGCACCAGCAUGUCCAAGGCAUAUCAGAGCACCUUCACAGGCGAGACUAACACCCCGUACAGCAAGCAGUUUGUGCACUCCAAGUCAUCUCAAUAUCGGCGGCUGCGCACUGAGUGGAAGAACAAUGUGUAUCUGGCUCGCUCCCGCAUCCAGGGCCUGGGGCUUUAUGCAGCCAAGGACCUAGAAAAGCACACAAUGGUCAUUGAGUACAUUGGCACCAUCAUUCGCAACGAGGUGGCCAACCGGCGGGAGAAAAUCUAUGAGGAGCAGAAUCGAGGCAUCUACAUGUUCCGGAUAAACAAUGAACAUGUGAUUGAUGCUACGUUGACCGGAGGCCCUGCCAGGUACAUUAACCAUUCCUGUGCCCCUAACUGUGUGGCAGAAGUUGUGACAUUUGACAAAGAGGAUAAAAUCAUCAUCAUCUCCAGCCGGCGAAUCCCCAAAGGAGAGGAGCUGACCUAUGACUAUCAGUUUGACUUUGAGGACGAUCAGCACAAGAUCCCCUGCCACUGUGGAGCCUGGAAUUGUCGGAAAUGGAUGAAUUAAAAAGCUUUGAGGCUAC
Molecule: messenger RNA, 17244 nt
Organism: Myotis brandtii (Brandt's bat)
Lineage: Eukaryota; Metazoa; Chordata; Mammalia; Chiroptera; Vespertilionidae
Gene: KMT2D
Product: lysine (K)-specific methyltransferase 2D
Exons: 56
Coding region: 375-17228 (5617 amino acids)
Biological process (GO): positive regulation of transcription by RNA polymerase II
Cellular component (GO): nucleus; MLL3/4 complex
Molecular function (GO): transcription coactivator activity; histone binding; histone H3K4 methyltransferase activity
Source: RefSeq, a predicted model, not a curated record